AUGACGACCAUGGACUCCUCCGCCAGCGUUUCGUCUCGCGAGUCUCUCUAUUCCAUGGACAGCGCCACCAGCGAAGAAGACGAGGCUGAAUCUUGCGGCAGCUUUGCGGUCUUCUUUUCGGACAGCAGCAGCGACACGGAGAAGGCGGUGGGCCCCUUGAGGAGCCGGCAGGACGGUUACCGGGAUGGGCAGAGUUUUCGGUACACCUUGAAAUCCAAGCGGACGAAUCCGGGCUUGCUUUGCCAAGGCCACAAGUGCCCUGCCCGGAAGCCGCUUGGCAGGUUGACUUCAGCCCAUCUGCGCCCUGCUGGGCACCGUUGCCCUUAUCCUGAAGAAUCCUACUGUGCCCGCUUGAGGGGUGCAGAUGGGGGGCUGCCCAGGAAGGCAGCGAGCCAGAGGAAGAUGGAAAAUGGGGGGCGGAAACGGCUCAGCAGUGCCGUGGGAGGGGGCCAGGCCCCGGAACGUGCGGUACAGCCCUCCCUGGCCGGGAGCAAAAGGCAUCGGAGCAAAGACUUGGAGGCCGGAAGGGAUCCGUGCUCUCUCAGUUGGACUGAAGGAGAUCAGCUGUUUGCUCAAAAGUGUCGGGAGCUUCAAGGUUUCAUCCUUCCACUCCGGGAGCUUCUUGGCAGGCUGAAGAUGGGCCACUUCGACAGAGGGCUCAGCACCUUCCAGCAGAGCGUGGCCAUGGAUCGGAUCCAGCGGAUAAUUGGUGUCCUUCAGAAGCCAGGAAUGGGGGAGCGCUACCUGAGCACCUUGUUGCAGGUCGAAAGGAUGCUGAAAGUUUGGUUCCCUCAUGUUGCCUUGAAGAGCUCACACACUCACCGUGGCACGGAGCCAGAGAACAAGUCUGAAACAGCCGAGAAACCUUUGUCGACAGAGACUGUGCUGCCAAGGAAGGCAGCUUCUAGCCACAGUCGCGCACAGAGCCCCCCCACGGAAAAGCUCCACCAGACGCACCUCACGGACUCGGCCUCCUCUGACUGCAAAGCCGAGGCUUUGUGGGGGGAGCCAGCCCCCUUGCUGGCCAACUGGCCUGCCAUGAACUUGACCUGGAUUCAUACUUCGCCGAUUUCGAACCCUCCACUGGGACACGUGAACUCUCCCUUCGGGCAGGCCCUGCUGGGCCCGGCCCCCCCAAGCACCUAUGGCAUCGUCCUCUUCCUCCACGAUGGCACUGCCACCCCCGGGUCCUGCGACCGCUCCACUUCAGUCACCCCGGCCCUUCCUCCCCCGGCCUGUUUCCUUUCUAGCCGGCUGCUUCCGAGCGCUGGAGAGCUUCCGCGCUGCCAGAGCCUCCCGGGUGCCACGCAAGGGGGUACCACCGGCCUUCCGUCCAGGUCCUUUGCUUGCCACUCAAAGUCUCUGCCAUGUUUGCCAACAUCUGGUGAGAAACUGACGGCUGGUGACAGGCCGGAUCGUUGCGGCAACUCCUGA
Messenger RNA from Euleptes europaea (tarantolino), 1434 nucleotides. It is a transcript of the gene CIART, whose product is annotated as circadian associated repressor of transcription. The record is from RefSeq and is a predicted model, not a curated record. The transcript has 5 exons. Bases 1 to 1434 code for a protein of 477 amino acids. Gene Ontology annotation, biological process: negative regulation of DNA-templated transcription; circadian regulation of gene expression. NCBI's taxonomy places the organism in Eukaryota, Metazoa, Chordata, Lepidosauria, Squamata, Sphaerodactylidae. Gene Ontology annotation, cellular component: nucleus. Gene Ontology annotation, molecular function: RNA polymerase II cis-regulatory region sequence-specific DNA binding.